AUGCCUGAGCAACUCAAACAAAGCGAGGUCGACAAGGGUCAGGACCCCACCGUUGCGAAGCAAUUCGACAAUGAGACGUUGGCAGGACCGAAGUUUGAGGACUUCUACGCCAUCGCAGAUAAAUUGAAGAUUGCGAUGCUAGGCACGCUGAGAGAGGGGACUGGCCCUGUCGGGAGAUCCAUGGCCGUCAACCGCUCCGGCCCCGACUUCCUCCUCCUCGCGAAUGCGAAUUCGAAAAAGUUCGACGACAUUGAGAAGAACAAGAUUGCCAAUCUCUACUUCCAGGACUCGUCGAAUCAAGAUUGGAUCAGUGUGACGGGAGAAGCGGUUACAAGCAGCAACACCGAUCCCCGGAUCAAGGAGAUUUACAACAAAUACAUCUCCGCAUGGUUUGGUGAUCUCGGAGAUGGCACGCACGACGGCGGCCCCGAUGAUCCGCGUAUGAAGCUGAUUGAGAUUCAGCCGAAGUACAUCUCCUACUGGAAGCACGAAGUCUCCAAGCUCGGGUUCGCAAAGGAGAUUGCUGGUGCAGUCUUGACCGGUGGAGUCGCUGUCACGGGUACGCUGAGACAAAUGAAUGCAGAGGAGAUCCAGGCGGCUCGCGAGCGAGAUGGAAAGCUGAGCACCAAGUGA
This is a messenger RNA of Neohortaea acidophila, 633 nucleotides long. RefSeq lists its product as uncharacterized. The record is from RefSeq and is a predicted model, not a curated record. Lineage: Eukaryota; Fungi; Ascomycota; Dothideomycetes; Mycosphaerellales; Teratosphaeriaceae. The transcript has 3 exons. The coding region runs from base 1 to 633 and encodes 210 amino acids.